Messenger RNA from Podarcis muralis (Common wall lizard), 1624 nucleotides. It is a transcript of the gene RAB25, whose product is annotated as RAB25, member RAS oncogene family. The record is from RefSeq and is a predicted model, not a curated record. Gene Ontology annotation, molecular function: GTPase activity; GTP binding. Lineage: Eukaryota; Metazoa; Chordata; Lepidosauria; Squamata; Lacertidae.
CGCGGAGGGGCUGGGCUCAGCCCUUACCUGUUCAACCUGCGCGGCGGCAGAGAGUCCACGCCCCACUGAGUCAGGCGAAGCUGCACCUUUAACCUGCCCUGACUGGGUGGCACGGUUUCUCCCUCCUCCUCCCUCCUGCCACCCCCUUGUUCAAAGGGUCCCCCACCCAUCCGCCCUCAUUCCAAACAAGAGCCUCUCUUUGCACAGGUGGACCUCGCUGCUUUCCGCCCCUCCCUCCCUCCUUCCCCCUACGCUCUUUCUGCUUUAAACUUGGGGUUUCUCUGCAAAAGAAAAAACCCAGCAACCUAGCCUUUCCCUCCUUCCUGGUUUGUUGGAGAAGGGCAGAGAAGGGACCCCUUUGCUCCAGCUGAAGUGGGCCCUGGAGGGCAGCAAGCCAUGGGGACCUCAGAGGAAGAUUAUAACUUCGUCUUUAAAGUGGUCCUGAUUGGAGAAUCAGGAGUCGGGAAGACCAACCUGCUCUCCCGGUUCACCCGCAAUGAGUUCAACCACGACAGCCGCACCACAAUUGGGGUGGAGUUCUCCACUCGUACCAUCCUGGUGGGAGAUGCCUUGGUGAAAGCACAGAUCUGGGACACGGCUGGCCUGGAGCGCUACCGGGCCAUUACUUCGGCUUAUUACAGAGGCGCAGUGGGAGCCCUCUUGGUUUUCGACAUCACCAAGCACCAGACGUAUGACGUGGUGGAGCGCUGGCUGAAGGAGCUGUAUGACCACGCAGAGGCCACCAUCAUUGUGAUGCUGGUGGGCAACAAAACAGAUCUGACCCAAGCCCGGGAGGUCCCAACGGAGGAAGCCAAGAUGUAUGCAGAAAACAACGGUCUGCUCUUUAUGGAAACCUCUGCGCUGGACUCCACAAAUGUUGAAUUGGCUUUUGAAACUAUCUUGAGAGACAUUUUCAACAAAGUGCAGAAACAGAAGCAGAAAAGCCCCCUGGACAACACCGUUUCGCUCUCUGCCGAACACACUGAUGCAGCCUCCACCUCUCAAGCUGUGGAAGGGAAGCGAGCUUGUUGCUUGAACCUCUGAAGUGAGGGUCGCACAUGAGGAACAUCAGCCGUGUUGAGGAAGCCAAUUUUUGGUGGGUGGGAGAGGAUUCCACACUCUGGAUGAUGAUUUAUGGCUGAGAUAUCCGUCUCACUGUAGCCUCUGUGGUCUGGGGGUUAGUUAUGGAAACUUUAUGGAUCAGGCUCGCCUACCUAAAUCUAGGGAGCACAAUAGCGUGUUUGGGGGUGACAAAGCAUCUUGAAUCAAGAAUUCCGUGUUUGUGGGUCAGUACCUGUACAAAAGAACCACCCGUAACCCUGCAAUGUCCCACCCUUGUCUUCCAAUACAGAUACGAAUCUAUAGUGAAUGCAACAGUAGCCACAAUCCUGCCAAAGUUAAUCACAACUAGCCGUCCUGUACCCUCUUAGCUGGGAGUGAAGUCCUUUGAACUCUGGUAGGGCUUCUUCAUCCAAAUAGGCCUAGGAUCACAGUGCAAGUUCCAUUGCAGGUUAUUGUGACUAAGGCCACAAUCGCACCAUACAUUUGAUAGCACUUUAAACAGUCACAACUUCCCCAAAAGGAUUCUGGAAGCUGUAGUUUAUUAAGCUUGCUGACAGUUGUU